AUGGCGGAAGACACCACGACAACAUCUACGGAGGACCAGCAAGAAGGCCUGGAAAGGUUACUAGCCGAUGAACGAAGUUUACGCAGCUUUACCGAGCAAGUCCUAGAUUGUCGGCAGAUAGAACUCGAAGUUGCGGAAGUAGAAAACAAGAAACUCUUGAAGAAAAUUGACCAGCUUACCAGGGAAUUAUCAGAGUCCAAGGCGCAGCUACUCGACGCACAAGCUCAAGUCAAGUCGAAAGACCGAAACCUGCAAGAGGCUGGUGAUCAAAUAUUUCGACUGCAGUCACAGCGGGAAGACAUCACUGAGUCGGAUGCGAGGGACGCGUACAAGGCACUCUGCGACAAAAUUCAACGAUGGGUGGAAAACAGAUUGCCAAUAACCUUGGAAGCGGUCUCGUCGGGCCAAAGCAAGAAGCCACCGCCGGCACAAGCGACAAAAUUUCUGUCAUUGCUCCGUGAGCCAGCGAAACGAUGUCUUUCUGUAAACCUCGGCGAUGAAUACCACGUCGUGGCAGCCAUCAUGUACUACUUAUGGCUGGCUUUCUUCUCAAAGCCAUUCUAUUGCCCCCUUGAUGAUUCUACCGAGGAUGCAACCCUCCUAUGGCUUCUUGGGAUCGAAUCGGCCAUGGCGAAAUCUCGAAGUAGGACAAACCGCAAGAUUUCAGGAAGGGGUUACUUGGUCAUGCUAACUGGCGAGUCACAGAUGCCGAGCAAUGCCGCGAAUGGAGAAGCGAAACCCUGUUGGCGCUGA
Messenger RNA from Metarhizium acridum CQMa 102, 753 nucleotides. The record is from RefSeq and is a predicted model, not a curated record. NCBI's taxonomy places the organism in Eukaryota, Fungi, Ascomycota, Sordariomycetes, Hypocreales, Clavicipitaceae.